Cotesia glomerata is the source of this 1148-nucleotide messenger RNA. RefSeq names its product cyclin-dependent kinase 7 (gene Cdk7). Gene Ontology annotation, biological process: protein phosphorylation; positive regulation of transcription by RNA polymerase II. NCBI's taxonomy places the organism in Eukaryota, Metazoa, Arthropoda, Insecta, Hymenoptera, Braconidae. The record is from RefSeq and is a predicted model, not a curated record. The transcript is spliced from 5 exons. The coding region runs from base 114 to 1130 and encodes 338 amino acids. Gene Ontology annotation, cellular component: transcription factor TFIIH holo complex; cytoplasm; nucleus. Gene Ontology annotation, molecular function: RNA polymerase II CTD heptapeptide repeat kinase activity; ATP binding; cyclin-dependent protein serine/threonine kinase activity.
AAAACAGAAAAACAUUAGAGAGAAGGUAGAUUUUCCUUAGGUUAGGUUAAAAUCGUUUCAUUUUUAUUUGUUUUUUUAUUAUUUACUCUCGUAUUAUUUAAUUAAUAAUUAUAAUGGCAGAAAAAUUGAGAAGAUAUGAAAAAAUUGAUUUUUUGGGAGAAGGACAGUUUGCUACAGUAUACAAAGCAAAAGAUACUGAAACGGAUCAAAUAGUUGCAGUAAAAAAGAUAAAAGUAGCAAGCAGAGCUGAAGCUCGCGAUGGUAUAAACCGAACAGCAUUAAGAGAAAUAAAAUUACUUCAAGAUUUAAAGCAUGAUAAUAUUAUCGGCUUACUAGAUGUGUUUGGUUACAAGUCGAACGUGUCGUUGGUGUUCGACUUCAUGGACACCGAUUUAGAAAUAAUAAUAAAAGAUUCAAGUAUUGUAUUUACAAUAUCUCACAUAAAGUCUUAUAUGAUCCAAACUUUACAAGGACUAGAUUACUUACACUGCAACUGGAUUCUCCACCGUGAUUUGAAGCCCAAUAAUUUAUUAGUAAAUCAAAAGGGAGUUUUAAAGAUAGGUGAUUUUGGUCUGGCUAAAUUCUUCGGAUCUCCGAAUAGAAUAAACACUCACCAAGUUGUAACCAGGUGGUACCGAGCUCCUGAGCUGCUCUAUGGGGCAAGAUUGUAUGGAACUGGAGUUGAUAUGUGGGCAGUUGGUUGUAUUUUAGCUGAAUUAUUGUUGCGUAAUCCAUUUUUACCUGGAGAGUCUGAUUUAGAUCAAUUAACUAGAAUAUUUCAGACCCUAGGAACGCCUACAGAAGAAACUUGGCCAGGAAUGACUGAACUAACAGAUUUCAUCCAAUUCAAACCUUUUAUCGGAAUACCUUUCUCAGACAUUUUCACAGCAGUUAGUGCAGAUCUUCUAGAUUUAAUUUCCAGUUUAUUACGUAUCAACCCAAGCGAGAGAUGUACCUGCAGCCAGGCACUGCAAAUGCCCUUUUUCAGCAAUAAACCUUCACCAACUUCUGGGGACAAAUUACCACUGCCUAUAAGUGUCAGAAGACUUAAAGAAAACCGACCAAGUCUCAAGCGCAAAUUACUCGAAAAUAUCGAUGGAGGAACUCUAGCAAAGCGUUUACAAUUUUAAUCUCUUAUAAAUAAUUAU